CUUCAGCUGCUUUCCCUUGAGUGGGCCUGAAUGAAGACAAAUGUGAAGAUGGCAUGUCCAAGGAAUUUUAAAAGGUGUAGACCUCCUGACUGAGCAGUGCUGUGUAUUUAUUCUCUUUAAUUAGUAAACUGCUGUUCUCUCACAGGUGAAAGUCAUGAUCACGCUAACAGAACUCAAAUACUUAGCAGAUGCCCAGUCAUCCUACCACAUACUAAAACCAUGGUGGGAUGUCUUCUGGUAUUACCUCACCAUGAUAAUGCUGCUAGUUGCUGUGCUCGCUGGGGCUCUCCAGCUUACUCAAACCAGAGUAUUGUGUUGUCUUCCUUGCAAGCUAGAAUUUGACAAUCACUGUGCCGUGCCUUGGGAUUUAGUGAAAGCCAACCUUAACAUGUCAGCUAGCUCUGCAGCACAGAUAAUCAUCCCGCUUAAAAUCCAGAACGAUCUCCAUCGGCAGCAGUAUUCCUAUAUUGAUGCAGUAUGUUAUGAGAGAGAGCUUCACUGGUUUGCCAAAUUUUUUCCAUACCUAGUGCUUUUGCAUACCUUUAUUUUUGCAGCUUGCAGUAAUUUCUGGCUUUACUACCCUAGCACAAGUUCCAGGCUUGAGCACUUUGUAGCCAUUCUUCAGAAGUGUUUUGAUUCUCCAUGGACAACACGUGCCCUCUCAGAAACAGUUGCCGAGCAGUCUGUGAGGAAGUUGCCAAUAGCCAAAUCAAAAGCAGCAAUUUCACCACCUGGGAGUUCAGUAGAUAUAGGGGCCAGCAGACAGUCCCUGCCAUAUUCCCAACCCGGCUUGGAAACAACUGGAAGAGAAAAUUCCUCAAGUGUUCUUGACAAAAAAGAAGGGGAACAAGCUAAAGCUAUAUUUGAAAAAGUGAAGAAAUUCAGAGUACAUGUUGAAGAGAAGGAUGUCAUAUAUACAGUGUAUAUGAAACAGAUUAUAGUGAAAGUCGUUGUAUUUGUAAUAAUAGUAAUUUAUGUCCCCUACUAUUUAUCAUUUAUUACACUUGAAAUUGAUUGUGUAGUCAAUGUUCAAGCCUUCACAGGCUACAAAAGGUACCAGUGUGUUUAUUCACUAGCAGAGAUUUUUAAAGUUUUGGCUUCAUUUUAUGUUGUUUUAGUGAUCUUCUAUGGCUUAACUUGUACUUACAGUUUGUGGUGGAUGUUAAGAAGUUCACUUAAGCAAUACUCUUUUGAAAAGCUGAGAGAGAAAAGUAAUUACAGUGAUAUACCUGAUGUAAAGAAUGACUUUGCAUUUAUUCUCCACUUGGCAGAUCAGUAUGAUCCUCUUUAUUCCCAACGAUUCUCAAUAUUCCUGUCUGAUUUGAGUGAAAACAAACUGAAACAGAUCAAUCUUAACAAUGAAUGGUCAGUGGAAAAACUGAAAAAUAAACUAGUAAGAAAUUCCCAGGACAAGAUUGAACUCCACCUUUUCAUGUUAAAUGGUCUUCCAGACAGUGUCUUUGAACUGACAGAAAUUGAAGUUCUAAGCCUGGAACUUAUUCCUGAAGCCAAACUUCCUUCAGCUGUGACCCAGCUAGUCAACCUCAAGGAACUCAAUGUCUAUCACUCAUCACUAACUAUGGAUUAUCCAGCAGUCAGUUUUUUAGAAGAGAAUCUGAAAACAUUGCGCCUGAAAUCUAGCGAGAUGGGAAGAAUUCCAUUUUGGGUCUUUCAUUUAAAAAACCUGCAGGAAUUGUGCUUAACAGGAUAUUUCAUGCUAGAUCAUCACAACUCCAUAUAUAACGAAAGUUUUCAGGGGCUAAAAAAUCUGAGAUCCAUUCACUUAAAGAACAACCUUUCCCGUAUACCUCAAGUGGUUACAGAUCUUAUGCCUUCUUUACAACACUUGUCUAUCAACAAUGAGGGGAACAAACUGAUAGUGCUAAAUAACCUGAAGAAGCUGGUCAACCUGAGAACCUUGGAAUUAAUCUGCUGUGACUUAGAGCGCAUUCCCCAUUCCAUUUUUACCCUCAACAAUUUGCAUGAAAUUGACUUAAAAGAAAAUAACCUCAGAACAGUGGAAGAAAUAAUUAGUUUUCAACAUCUUAAGAACCUCUCUUGCUUGAAGUUGUGGCACAACAGUAUUUCCUAUGUCCCGGUGCAGAUUGGUGCAUUGUUGAACCUGGAACAACUGUAUCUAAAUUAUAAUAAUAUUAAAAGUGUUCCAUUGCAGCUCUUUCUUUGUAAAAAAUUACACUAUUUGGAUCUUAGCUAUAAUAAGCUAACCUCCAUCCCUGAAGAAAUUGGUUAUCUGACCAAUCUGCAGUACUUGGCUUUGACAAAAAACCAUAUUGAAAUGCUGCCUGAUGGAUUAUUUCAGUGCAAAAAGCUGCAGUUUCUUCUUCUGGGAAAUAACAGUCUGAUGAAUUUGUCCCCUUGUGUGGGUCAGCUACUGAAUCUUGUUCAAUUAGAGCUCAUUGGAAACUAUCUCGAAUCACUUCCUGCUG
Molecule: messenger RNA, 2447 nt
Organism: Nestor notabilis (Kea)
Lineage: Eukaryota; Metazoa; Chordata; Aves; Psittaciformes; Psittacidae
Gene: LRRC8B
Product: leucine rich repeat containing 8 family, member B
Exons: 4
Molecular function (GO): protein binding
Source: RefSeq, a predicted model, not a curated record